Cuscuta epithymum is the source of this 1580-nucleotide messenger RNA. NCBI's taxonomy places the organism in Eukaryota, Viridiplantae, Streptophyta, Magnoliopsida, Solanales, Convolvulaceae. The record is from the annotation of a GenBank genome assembly.
CUCGGAUCGAGCUGAGUAUUUUUGAAACUAUUUCAAGUAGCAGCUUCGUUAAUUGCUUGCUGCUUCGCCCGUUCAAAUAUAGUUUGAUGAGGAGCGUACAUUCUGAUGGAAUCCUACCUGGAAAUGAUGAGGAGGGUGAAGGGCUGAUCAGAAGCAAGGAUGUGGAAGUGGAUCCAGACAUGCGAGUCAUCCAACUGAUGCAAAGUAAGCUGUCCGGAUUGCCGAAAUUACUCACCCAAUUGGCCCGCGGCAGUCUCAAAAGCGAGAUUUUCCGGGUACCCCGGGAAUUGUUGGGCACCAAUUCGGAAGCGGACGCGCGUCCGUAUCAGCCUCGCGCAUUCUCAAUCGGUCCAUACCACCACGGGAAGCCGCAUCUGAAGGAGAUGCAGGAGUACAAGUGGAGGUUCCUGGAGAUACUGAUACAGAGGACGAUAGAGGAAAAGGGUGUGGGUUUGGCACACUACACAAAAGCUGUGAGAGGAUUAGAAGCACAGGCCAGGGAAUGCUAUUCUGAGGCUAUCAAUCUCAGCAGCGAUGAGUUUGUAGAGAUGAUGGUUCUCGAUGGCUGCUUUGUGCUUGAAAUCUUUCGGGUAAAUAGCUGUGCAGUUGGAACAGACCAUCCAUUGACGUCAAUAGCGGAACUCAUACGUGGUAGAUUCCAGCAAGACUUUUUCUGCCUGGAGAAUCAAAUACCAUACAUCCUGCUCCAGACAUUGUUCACACUUACUCAAACAGACAGCGAUCGGUUGCCCGAGGGCCGCCUCGAUCCUCUGGCCAACAUGGCCCUCUACUUCUUCUACCGCCACCCGGAGGAUGUGCCCCGGGGGGUGUUCGAGAGGGAUUUUAAAGUCCUGCAUCUGCUCAAUUUACUCCGGAAAAGUUUCUCCCUUCCUCCUGGAAUGCAAUUAUUAGGAAUACAUUUAUUAGUCGGGCGUGUAGUCCCAGCAUCCAAAGUUACCAACUUUUACGACCUCGAGAGCAUCCAGAGCAUCUCGAAGCUGCGCCGAGCCGGAAUCAAGCUGAAGCUGCAAGCUGAGAGGAGUAGUUUCCUGGAGGUGACAUUCGAGCGGGGAGUGAUCUCGAUGCCCCUGCUAGUGUUGGACGACAACAUGUGCGACAUCUUGCAGAACUGCGUGGCGUUCGAGGUUUGCUACCCGCAGAUGGUAAACUGUUUCAUGUCGGAAUACGCACGGUUUCUGAGCUGCCUCAUACUCACCCGCGAGGACGUGGCUAUUUUGUGCGAGGCCAAGGUCUUGCGAAACCAUUAUGGGACGGCAGGUGCGGUCGCUGCCUUUGUGAGCAAGCUCCGCAUGGCGGCGCUGUCCAAUUAUCAAGGCCCCAGGCCCCCCAGCUACUUGUGGCAAGUGUAUGGUGGCGUGAACGACUACAACGACAACAAUUUGCACAUUUAUUUGGCCGAGGUCAAGCACAAAUAUUUCAGCUCCCCUUGGUCCCUCAUCUCACUCUUAGCUGCCUUUUUUCUUCUCCUUCUCACCGUCCUCCAGACCAUUUUUGCCAUUUUGGAUUAUAAAAAGAAAACAUAGACAAACUGUAGAUUACCCAUAAAUUCAAAUAUGUAU